AUGCCAAGUCGUCUCCGCCGUGUCACCGUCUACGAAACAUCGACUCGUUUCUAUAUUGUGGGCAGUGAUGUAUCAAGGACACGAUUUAAUUUACUCAAGAUUGAUAGACUUGAAUCAAAAGCCUUACUGACGGGUGAGCCAGAGAAUGACUACUCCGAGCAAGAGAUCAUGGAGCUUUUGGCUACUGUUUCAGAGGGGACAUCAAUCGUGCAAAAGGGACCAAAUGGACGAAAGCAGCAAGUAGCUGGUGGGAUCAUCGCUCGUGUGCAAAACGCUUACGGGAUUCUUGGAAUCGUUCGCUUUACAGAGGGUUAUUACAUCAUUCUGAUCACCAAGGCGAUGAUUGUCGCGCAAAUCGGCUACCACUCAAUCUACAAAAUUGCUGAGGUGGCAAUGAUCAAUAUUGGCAUUGACGGUCUUCUACCGAAUUCCCCGGAAGAGCAACGCUACGUGAAAAUCUUUCAAUCGGUCGACUUGAGCACCGAUUUUUACUUCUCAUACACCUACGAUUUAUCUCAUAGUUUACAGGAAAACUACUUGGCGACAGAUUGGGAAAACGGUGGCCUUCACAAGCAUUCGGCUGACUCUAGAUUCAUUUGGAACAGCUUCUUGUUGGAACCGUUACGACAAAAUGCGAUCAGUGAGAGGUGGAUGAUCGAGGUGACACACGGGUUUGUCGCUCAGCACUUAGUCGAUCUACCGACAUGUCAAAUAUCAUUGAUCUUGAUUGGAAGACGAUCAGCGAAAUACGCGGGAACUAGGUUUUUGAAGAGAGGAGCCAAUUUGAAAGGUGAUGUGGCAAACGAUGUUGAAACCGAGCAAAUCGUUUGGGAUCGAGGAGGGCCACCAAAUUUGAAGAAAGGUCGAUUCACGUCAUUCGUGCAACGAAGAGGAUCCGUUCCAUUGAGAUGGUCUCAAGAUCCGGCGACUCGGGGUGUCGUAGGGAAACCGAUGAUUCUCAUAGACAUACACGAACCACAUGCACAAACAGCUGGAGCUCAUUUUAGAGAUUUGAAAAAGAAAUACGGUAGCCCGAUUGUUGUCUACAAUUUGGUGAAAAGACGCGAGAAAAGGAGACACGAAACUUUGCUAAAUGAACAAUUUUUGAAGGCAGUCAACUAUUUGAAUCAAUUCAUCCCGGAUGACGAGCAAAUUGCCUAUAUAGCUUUUGAUGUGGCCAGGUGCAAUAAGAGUUCCGACAUGAACGUGUUGUCAAUGUUGAACGAAACGGCGAUGAGAGCCGUCAUCGCUCAUGGAUGGUUUCAAUCAUUUCCCAUGCAUCAUAAACAAACGCUCAGCCCACGAGAAGCAUUUCUUGGCUUUAACCCAACCACCACUCCCUCCGGUCAAGCCAUGCUGCAAAGAGGCGUUUCUCGAACGAAUUGCGUUGAUUGUUUAGAUCGGACGAAUGUCGCUCAAUUUGCUAUUGGCAAAGCUGCGCUAGCCUGUCAACUUUUUGGAAUGGGCCUUCUCGAUGAGCCGUUUAUCGAUUUGUCUAGUGAGCUUUGCCGUGUGUAUGAGGAGUUGUUUGACGCGCACGGGGAUACACUCGCAUGGCAAUAUGCGGGCAGUCAACUCGUUCACUCGAUCAAAACCUACAAGAAAACGGCUGCACUACAGGAACGAUCGCGUGAUGUUCUCCAAACGCUUUCUCGCUACUACAGUAACACUUUCGGUGACUACGAUAAGCAAGCUGCAAUCAAUUUAUUCUUGGGGAUCUAUAGACCACAGAUCACUUGCCAAACAUCUCUUUGGGAUCUUUCUUCGGAUUAUUAUCUCCAUUUUCGCCCGGGUACCCGAGUGACAACUGAUUAUUGUGGCUGGAUGUAUGAUGAAGAUGAAUUAGAGGAGAUUAUCAAGCAAUUCGAACUUGUCGACUUGGCGAUUCAGUCUGACGAUCCACAAAAUAAACAAAUUGUGUCAUUGCCACCUUCACGCGACACUUACGCCAUCCUCUGCACAAAUUCUGAUGAUGAAUUCAGAGAUUUCUAUAGAACUUUCGAGUUCACACCGCUUGAGAAUCGAGUAAAACAGCAAAUCUACUUUGAUCAGAAGAAAGUUGUAAUUGGUGGGAUAAACGAUGUGAUCGCGUCAUCUGGAUUCGCACUUUGGAAAAAGACAGAAACCAUUCCGAUGCCACAAAAACCGGGGAAAAACAAAUUUAAAGGACAAAAAGGACAAUUGACGGAUGAAGAAGAUGAUGAGAUUGAAGAUGAGACACAAAAAGAUGCGAAACAAGAAACGGUGAUAAUGGAGGAAGCUUUUGAGCGUUUAUGUCCCCCUCUACCAUCAACAUUUAAUCGAAAAGAGAAAGAGGGACAAAUGGAGGAUGGAGGAUCGGUGCUCUUUUCCGGUUUACGAUCUCGACGAUCCACGUAUGGAGUGGAGAAGUUGAGCUCAGGGAAUCAUGAUCUCGAGAUUUACAAUCAUUAUGUGCAACGAGCUGGGAUUACUGUCGAUCCGGAGGAUUGGCAAAAGUACAAGCCGACUUUGCUCACUAAAUUGCAACCACUUUCGGAAGUGCCGAUGGUGAGACGAAUGACUUCAAUAUUUAUUGCCGAUAGUGCUAUGCAGAGUGAAAUCCCGGAGGUAUCCCUUUCCUCGAUGCGUGUCUACAAUCGAUCAACAAACCCCCAGCAAUGGACCCUUUCACAAAAAGAUCAAUCUCUAUUAUCUCCUUAUUUACUGUAUCCACUAGCC
Messenger RNA from Mesorhabditis belari, 2700 nucleotides. The record is from the annotation of a GenBank genome assembly. NCBI's taxonomy places the organism in Eukaryota, Metazoa, Nematoda, Chromadorea, Rhabditida, Rhabditidae.